Molecule: messenger RNA, 555 nt
Organism: Trichoderma virens Gv29-8
Lineage: Eukaryota; Fungi; Ascomycota; Sordariomycetes; Hypocreales; Hypocreaceae
Exons: 1
Coding region: 1-555 (184 amino acids)
Source: RefSeq, a predicted model, not a curated record
AUGAGUGCCUCCGACCUGAAUCCAACUCCCCUCUCCAAGCUCCGAAUCUCCAAACACCAAAUCCCAGCUCACGACCUCAUCCCCAACUCCUCGCUCCAGUCAAAGCCCCUCAUCAUCUACCACUCCGCCUUCUCCCCCACAGACGCCUCAGCAGAACAGAUCGAGUCUCAUCUCCUCAAAAUCGGCGUCGUCACCCCUCAAUGGCGCUACACCAUGUAUGACACCACGCACUUCCACAGUACGACUCACGAGGUCCUGUGCGUCACAGCCGGUCGUGCCAAGCUGUGUUUUGGAGGUGAUUGCAAUCCCGGACGUGUCGAGCCGGUGGUCAAGAGGGGAGACAUCAUCAUCGUUCCAGCCGGCAUCAGCCAUCGUCUCCUGGAAGACAAGGACGGCGAUCCGUUUCUCAUGGUUGGAAGCUAUCCUAACGGCAAGGACUGGGACAUGUGCUACGGUAAACACGGUGAAGAGUCGAUAAUUAACAACAUCAAGGAACUGCCGUGGUUCAGCAAAGACCCAAUUUACGGCGAUGAGGGCCCUGUACUGAGCGCAUAA